UAUAAAUUUUACAUAAACGUUCUUAUCUACGUUCUAUAUGUUACUUGCUGUUUAUUAUUAUAUAGUAAAUUUAAAAUUCUACAAAUUGACAAUUUAAUUCCACAUGAAUUUCUAUUUUACAAAUCUACUUUAAUAUCUUUCAUUAAUAAAAAUGUAAAAAUUUAUUUUUUUUCCACACCUAGUUGAAAAUGAAAAAAAAAAUCAACGAAACAAGAAUUUAAAAAUGAAUUAGAUUGGAAAAUUUAUAUAUAUAUAUUUAAAUCCUUUGAAACAUGUCGGAGGAAGAAAUUUUACCCGACACUCUUCCUAUUGAAGAAAUAAAAGUAGAAUGCGACGAUUAUGAUACAGAUAAUUAUAUCAGUGAUGAUUUCUAUAAUGAAACACAAGUCAAACCUGUGAAUUGGAAUCACGAAACAUUUACCUUCGUUGAAAAUGAAUUAUACAAAUUUUUAAAUUCCUCAUUAGAAGGAAAAGUUUUAUUAGGAAUAUACAAGAACACAGGGGUUCUUGAUUAUACAAGAUUAAAAAAAUUAAUAAUUUAUAAAGAAAUAGCAGAGGAUCCAAUUAAUUAUAAAAUAAAAACUAAAGUCUUUGUAAAAUUAAGAGACUUGGCAUUAGAAUUAUUUCCUUCUGAGAAUCCUGAUCGUUUUUAUGUUUCCAGUUUUGAAAAUAAAUUUAAAAAAUUUAGAUGCGCUGGAGGAUGCUUUUAUAAUUUUUACAAAGUGGUAAGAAAGGAACUUCGAGAAGCAGGAAUGUUUAAAUCUAAUUAACCCUUUAAAUAGACUGUACAUAAAUAAAAAUGAAAUUCGAUUAUAUUUAAAAAUAAAUAAUAUUAAAACACUCUUAUUUUAGAAGCUAAA
This is a messenger RNA of Leptopilina boulardi, 860 nucleotides long. RefSeq lists its product as uncharacterized. The record is from RefSeq and is a predicted model, not a curated record. NCBI's taxonomy places the organism in Eukaryota, Metazoa, Arthropoda, Insecta, Hymenoptera, Figitidae. The transcript has 4 exons. The coding region runs from base 273 to 770 and encodes 165 amino acids.